Molecule: messenger RNA, 4220 nt
Organism: Ailuropoda melanoleuca (giant panda)
Lineage: Eukaryota; Metazoa; Chordata; Mammalia; Carnivora; Ursidae
Gene: GMFB
Product: glia maturation factor beta
Exons: 7
Coding region: 146-577 (143 amino acids)
Biological process (GO): negative regulation of Arp2/3 complex-mediated actin nucleation; actin filament debranching
Cellular component (GO): cortical actin cytoskeleton
Molecular function (GO): actin binding; Arp2/3 complex binding
Source: RefSeq, a predicted model, not a curated record
CCGCCGUCACGUGCCGGCCCGCCCCGGUCGCGUUGAUGGGUGGGGGCGACUCUGCCAGGCGCCGGGGCAGGAAGGGAGGCGGCCGCCGUGCCAUUCUUAAAGGGGCCCGAGGGAAGGCGAGGAGCCGCUGACGGCCGGAAGGAAAAUGAGUGAGUCUUUGGUGGUUUGUGAUGUCGCUGAAGAUUUAGUGGAAAAGCUGAGAAAGUUUCGUUUUCGCAAAGAAACGAAUAAUGCUGCCAUUAUAAUGAAAAUUGAUAAGGAUAAACGCCUGGUGGUACUGGAUGAAGAGCUUGAGGGCAUUUCACCGGAUGAACUUAAAGAUGAACUGCCUGAACGACAACCUCGAACCUUCAUUGUGUAUAGUUAUAAAUACCAACAUGAUGAUGGAAGAGUUUCAUAUCCUCUGUGCUUUAUUUUCUCCAGUCCUGUUGGGUGUAAGCCGGAACAACAGAUGAUGUAUGCUGGGAGUAAGAAUAAGCUAGUCCAAACAGCUGAACUAACCAAGGUAUUUGAAAUAAGAAAUACCGAAGACCUGACUGAAGAAUGGUUACGUGAGAAACUUGGAUUUUUCCACUAAUGUGAACUUCUGUGUUUCUAAAGUAUUUAUGUAUUAACCUGACCAUACUGGAACCAGACAUAAAUACUUAUGCCUAAAAAUGCACUGUUACUUACAGUUUGUUUCCUGCAGUAAAGAAAAAUUCUUCAUUUGUUCAAAUUUUGAACAAAGGGAAAUCAUCUUCAUAGUAAUGAAACUUUGUAAAGUGUUUCCUUAUAUUUGUAAUUGUUAGGUGGACUACUUCUCUCCAGGGACUUUUUGCACUCUUGUGACUAAUUUCUAUAACUUACGGUUCAGAAUUUGUUACUAUUUACAGACACUAUUGGAAAGUGGGUAUUAGAUUGUGAUAGACAACAGUUGCCUCCUUUUGACAAAUACUGGAUAUUAGCAGUUUAUAUAUGAAAAUAGCAUAUUAUCACUUGUCAAAUCUUUAAAAUUAAUUUGGGGUAAAAGACUUGAAUGACCCAGUUUAGAGCCAUGAAAAAUAAUUUAGUGUAAGCUGCAUUACAAGUAUACUUGUCAUCAAUUCCAUACCUUCUUUGGUUUCCUGUAUCUUUUUAAUCAAGUCCAGAAACUUUGUUCAUCAGUCAUUCAUUCUUAAGGUCUGGGAAUUAGAUUUUAUAGUAGUUAUGGCUAUUAUGUUUUCUCCUUACAGAAAGUAGCAUCUUAGUCUUGGAAAUUGAUAAGCUGGAACUAAUCAAGGGCUUCAUUCCUGGUUGUGUCAUAGCUAGAUAGUUUUGGAUCUAGGUUAAUAACACUUUAUUUAUAAAUCACCUCUUAAUGUUGUCCUGUGAACACAAGUUAUUUUAAAUGUGUUAAUACUGUGCCUUUGAUUUGUUAGCUUUAAGGUUAGUUUAAGACUUUUACACUGCCAGUAUUCCAGAUUUGGUGAAAUUAAUACUUUUGUAAAGGGUCCAAGUAAAACAAUUUUCUAAUGUGUGUAUCUGAAAUUUGUAAUAAAAUCAACUUCAUAUUUUUAAAAAUUCCAACUAUCUGCUUGCACUGGUGAAUAUAUGGCAGUUGAGAGUUAUAAUUUGGGGUGUAUUUAUGAUGAUUACCUUUGUGCCAUAGGAAAAAUUACUUAUCUUAAAACCUUGGCCAGAGUUAAUAACGUUAACAUAUUAAUAGAAAUUGCAUCUUAUAUCCUAAAUGUCAGGAGAUAUUCCGAACUGGAUAUCUGUCUUGUUGGCAUCCUUGGCAUAAAGCAAGGAUUCUAAUUUAUAGUGUACUUUAAGAACACCAUAUAAGUAACUAUUUAACAUUAAUUUGACAAAAGGUCUUGAUACUGUAAAGACUAACCAAAUUUGGUGAGCAAAUUCUUAUAUUAAGAGUAUCUUAGUCAUUUCAAAACUAGAAAGGCAUUAUUUUAUGUUGGCGUAUUUUUCAUUUAUAUAUUCUUUGCAUUUUUUUGAGGUUUCUGUGCCAACACUAAUAAAGAGGUAAAGAUAGUUGGAAUUUUCACGAUAUUAAAUCUUCUGUUGCCAACACUGUUUGGCUUCGCUAAUUUAAAAAACAGGAAGCAAUAGGAAGUUAGUUGGAGAUGAGGAAGUGCUAGAGUGGGCAUUUGUUUUGGUUAAUGAAUGGGAAGGAUUCUUUAUUCCAAUUUCCAGAGAGAGAGAUAGAGAGAACUUCACCCAGGAAGUUUACGAAUUCUUUAAACAGCUAUUUUGAUAUUGGAGAAUAAUGCUUAUAAUUCUAUGGAAAUGCAAAUAUAACCCAAGUGAACGCGGAGUGUUUUUAAUGUUUUUAAAUGAAGGAAAUGCGAUUUCAUGUCACCAUGUUUGCAGCAAUAAGAGAAACUAGUGCUGCAAGAAUGUAUUUUUUAAUGAGGUUCCUUAUUUUGUCUUGCAUGUUUUAGUUGUUUUGUUUCGUUUUUAAAUUUGAAAGUCCUUCAUAUUGUCAGAUGACACUGACUUCCAUAAACAGAACUUAGUUCCCCUGUUGUCUAACAGGGACAAAGAGCUGUGAUAAAUCAUGCUUUUUUGAGCUUGUUUGACUCCUUAUCAAUAACAUGUAUUUUGCAAGACAAUAGAUUACGAUUGGGGAAUCAGGAGAACAUGUUUUGACUCCCUCUGUCCUAUUGGGAGACUUACAAAUCCUAUGCUGUAGAGUGUUCUCAGACUUUUAUAUAAAUUUCCCUUCCAGUAAUCAAAUUUUGCACUGUUCUUUUCAAGUAUAAGUUCAGUUUGCUCUCUUUUUCUGCCUUCUCUGAAAUAGUAACUCCAGAUUGGAUAAUUCCAGUUUUUACAUUCCAUAGCUUUCUGGUGCAGCCAUUCCCAUUCAUAUCUUAAUCUUUCCCUUUUGACAUCAGCUUUUUUCCUGGGAACCUCCUUCAUGGUCUUCUAAGUCAGCAUUUGUUUUGAAAUUGUUGGCCUUGGAUACGUUCUGCAUAGCAUCUAAUGUUGUCACAAUAGAGCCGACUAGUAAUCCUAGCAUGUUUUUAGUAUGGUUUUUGUGGCAACAUAAAUGACAUAUGAAGAAAACUGUUCUCAGGUUACUAUGCUGAAAUCCCAAAAUGUCAGAGUUUUGAAUAGUCUUCACUUUGUUCUGGUAUUGAAGCAGUCAUGUUAGUAGAAAGGUUGUUAGAUUGUUUUUGUUUAAUUGACUUCUAAAAGAAAUGUUCAACUUGUCUAUUUCUAAAAAGUUUACCAUAUUCCUAGUGCAGUUAAACAUACUCUUGUUUAAGAGGGUGUUGCUAAAUUUUUUAUUAUCAUUACUAAAUCAUCUUUGUAGCAAAAUGUCUGUCAGCCCUUUUCUCUCCCCUUUUAUCUCCUAUUUUCAGGAGUCAAAGGUAGCCAUAAACUGUAUCCUGGUCUGACACUUUAACUAAAAAUUUCCAUUUAGAGGAGUUUAUUGCCAAAUUAAAUUUGGCUGUCUUUAUUACCCACCUAUAUAGAUAGUAAGGAAGGUAUACUUUAAAAAAUGUUUGGACUACUUUAAAACCUGAGCAAUGUCAUUAAUCCAUAACGUGGACUAGUGAUGAAUAGAUAUUUUCAUAAGAGUUUAAAUGCUGAUAUUUGGUGGAAGUAGAGAGUAACUUGUAUUCUAUCAAUUCAAAUAUUCUUAGUAUGGUUGCUUUCCCUAUUUGUUCAAUAUACUGAUAAUACUGGAAUCUAUAGAAUUUGAGCCUUUACAACUUAUGUGAAGAAGUGUCUCAAACAUUUCUGGACAAAUCUUACUUUGUAUUUCUGGAAGAAUGUAAAUAUUCUUAGGCCACUUAACACCACUGGUCUCAAGUUGAAUAUUCUUGAGGAAUUUGUUUCUUGUUGUGCCAUUUGACAUUUCAAAUCAGUGACCAUGUUCCUGUAAUAUUCAAAACAACUGUGUUAAGGUUGUGAUAGAAACUGUGUUUUCUUGCUUUUUGGAAUAUAAUUCAUACACAUAUAUUACUUGAAUGUUGUUUGAGAUCACUAACUUGCCAGGGCAGUUCCCGCUUAUCUGGAUGGUCCAAUAGAAUCUCAUUCAGGAGGCUUGAAACAGUAAUGGUUUAGUCUUGUGAAUUUUAACAGUUCCCUGUCCUCGUUUAACAAACUCAACAACUGGCCCAACUUCUUAAGCUGUGAUUUCAGGCUCUGCUAGUUCAUACUCUGCAUGUUUACUUUGGACAGUCUUCUGUUAAGCAUGGUGCUUGUACUGGUUUAAAUAAAAUGUUAACAUGAAAGGA